This is a messenger RNA of Cryptococcus wingfieldii CBS 7118, 1149 nucleotides long. RefSeq lists its product as hypothetical. The record is from RefSeq and is a predicted model, not a curated record. The coding region runs from base 1 to 1149 and encodes 382 amino acids. NCBI's taxonomy places the organism in Eukaryota, Fungi, Basidiomycota, Tremellomycetes, Tremellales, Cryptococcaceae. Gene Ontology annotation, molecular function: protein dimerization activity; DNA-binding transcription factor activity. Gene Ontology annotation, cellular component: RNA polymerase II transcription regulator complex. Gene Ontology annotation, biological process: positive regulation of transcription by RNA polymerase II. The transcript is spliced from 2 exons.
AUGUCCGCCCCAGCCUCCCCCGCCCAGCCCACCACCCCCCGCCAGCACGCCGAGCACGACCCACAGCUCGCAGAUGUCAACAUGGACAUCCCCGACCAGCCCCAGAAGGACAAGAAGCCCGACGAGCACAAUCCCUUCGGGGGCGACUCGCUCGACCAGGCCAUCCGCGUUAUGCAGCGCGAGCGCUACACCGUCUUUCCCAUGUUUACUACCUGGGCCCAGGACCCAAACAACCCCGCUAGCCCGUCCCAGCAUGCCAACGGCGACUCGCCCUCCCACCAGCACAAUCAGCAGGCCCAGCUCGACUCUAUCCUCUCUCUGCGCAGCCCCACCUCGGGCGAAGAUGGCUCGGCAGACGUAGAGGGUACAGGGAUAACCCCCGAGAUUCGUUUUUCCGACGAGAUGGCGGAGCAGAACGUUUCCGCGGGCCCUGCAUCCUUGAAGGACGAUGGUCAGCAGCAGCAGCAGGCCCAACAAACAUCCCAGCAGGCUCAGAACCUGCUCGCCCCACCCCAAGCCGGGACCAGCCAGGAUGGCGAAAAGGGAAAGGACAGCACAUUCUCGCGUUCUCCCGAGCUGAGGGUUACACACAAGCUGGCGGAGAGGAAGAGGAGGAAGGAGAUGAAGGAGCUGUUUGACGAGCUUCGUGAUGAGCUGCCGGCGGAUAGGACGAUGAAGGCUAGCAAGUGGGAAAUUCUGACUGUGGAACACAUGCGACAACUGAAAGCGACCCAGGUGGACCAUCAGCGAGAGCUAGAGCAUCUCCGACGAGAGAACGAGCACCUUCGCGCUACUGCCUACGCCCACCCCCCUCCCCAUCCCCACAACAACAACCACAACAACCACAACAAUCACAACGCCCACGCAUUCCCCGCCUACCUGCCCUACCACCCCAACGCUUUCCAAGCGCACAACAACAUGUCGCAGAAUGUGGGUGGCCAGAACGGUGUGCAAGGGCAGGGACAACAGCAGCAAGUGCAGAUGCAGCCGCCUCAGCCAGGGCAGGGGGUGCUGCAGCAGGCAGGGCUGGCGUCGCAACAUCAUACGCCUCAGCCUACACCGGGCCUGCAGACUCCCGGGGGAGAUCAAGGGCAGGGGCAGAUGUCUGGACAAGUGUCGGCGCAGGGUACACCUGCGCCUGGGCAAUAG